Closterium sp. NIES-65 is the source of this 231-nucleotide messenger RNA. The record is from the annotation of a GenBank genome assembly. Lineage: Eukaryota; Viridiplantae; Streptophyta; Zygnematophyceae; Desmidiales; Closteriaceae.
AUGUUUAUGCCAACGUGGACCAAUCGAGCACAAGACCGAGUCGAAGGGGUGCACCAAGGACAGAGCGGCGCGGUGGAAGACGACAAGGAGGUAAAUGAGGAGGAGGCGAGAGAGAGAGAGAGAGAGAGAGAGAGAGAGAGAGAGAGAGAAGGAGAGAGAGAGAGAGAGAGAGAGAGAGGGGAAGAGAGAGGAGAGGAGAGGGAUGAGGAGUGGAGGUGCGGGGGAGCCUAG